AUGUCAAAAUGGAAGGUUUAUCAACAAAAGAAAUUUUUGGAAGAAUUGAGGAAAAAUAGGAAAGAAAUUACGGUUGGAGAACCUCUACAUGGAUUGGGAAUUAAAGUGGAAAUUGUUGGGGAUUGUGGAUAUAGGCCUGUUACAGAAAAUACAAUAUUUUAUUAA
Molecule: messenger RNA, 165 nt
Organism: Meloidogyne enterolobii
Lineage: Eukaryota; Metazoa; Nematoda; Chromadorea; Rhabditida; Meloidogynidae
Source: the annotation of a GenBank genome assembly